AUGAACACCUUUGGAAUCAAUUCUACACGUCGCAACAUUAAGGAUGACCUUAAAACCGCGGAACAACGCCGUCAAGGCGAGCAACGACGAGCACUUCAGAUCCGAAACAGAGCCAAGUUCACUUGUCCUCUGAACGCUGGUCCUUUUGUGUACAACUCAUUUCCAGCUGCCAGAGAUGUCAGUUCGGAAUCUGAUUGUCGGGAUGCUAUUGCUGGAGACAACAUUGAAGCUGAGAUGAUGGAGACUUAUACCUUGCCCUCCAUCCUUCUUUGGGAAUCGUCGCAAGUAGCAAGGCGGAUCUGUCUGUGGCCGAGCUUGCUAAAGGAUUCUCUUGUCUUUCUGUUGACUGCAAUGAAAUGGAAGUUGAUCAAGACGAAAUGGACAUCGAUCUACCUGAAAUUGACUGGAUGCAAGUCAAUAUUGAUGAAAUGGAAGUCGAUCUAA
This is a messenger RNA of Cylindrotheca closterium, 444 nucleotides long. The record is from the annotation of a GenBank genome assembly. NCBI's taxonomy places the organism in Eukaryota, Bacillariophyta, Bacillariophyceae, Bacillariales, Bacillariaceae.